CUAGUAGUCUUGGGGGCUCCUCGCUACCCAAACUGGCCGUUUUUAGGACGACUGGAACGGUGAGAUCGACAGCGAGGAACGAUCGAGGUCAAGCCAAGGCAAGGCAAGGGGAGGGAAGGCGGGAAGAGAGAAGGCAAGGAAGGCGCGGGAUCGGGUGGCGAUCGUCGGUUUCGCCUCGAUUUCGCCGCCUUACUCAACACAAGACAGGCGCGAAACUUGUUUGCGGAGGCGGCUUGCGAAGGCAGUGCUUGUCGCGCCGCCACAGGGAGAGAGCGAAGAUGAUCUACGACGUGACGUCCGCGCUCUUCAGGUCCUUCCUCAGCUCGAAGGGAGGCGGCGCCGAUAGUCGAAGGAGAAUGGAUUCGGCGCCGAGGACGGAAAAAUUCAAGCCGAAUGAGAACAAGCCUGUGAUGACGGAAUGAUCAUGGAUGUCAGAAGAGGGGUGGGGUGGAGGGUGGGAUGGGUGGGAUGGGGGGCGUUCCGCUGGGACAGCGCCAUUCUGACCUAUGAAAAGAGACGUCCUCUCGAGGACAGGUUUUUUACUGCCUGAUGGGUGAUGAUUGGGCCUCAGCAGCCAUGGCUCUGAAGCGGUUGAUUGGGCCUCAGCAGCCAUGGCUUUGAAGCGGUUGCGGUCGCUGGUGCUUCGAUCCAGAGGUCUCAUGGAGAGGACGAAGGGGUGGACUUCAUUUCCCGCCCAAUUGAGGAGAGAAUGCAAGUGACUGGGGGAGGAAAUGUGUACAUGUAGAGAGAGGGGUGGGGUGGGGGAUAUGUACAUCUAUGGAGGAGGGUGUGUGUGGGGAUGUGUACGUGUCUGAAAGCGUGGAGAGGAGAGAGGGGAGGUGUGUGUGGCAAGUUUCUCGGAGAUUCGAGGGAGAGUAUGUGGACAUCCCCGUGAGAGAGGAAAGGAUGGGAAGGAAGGGUUGUGGCGGGAGAUGGUAUGUUUACGUCAGGGGAAAAAAGGGCGGGAAAGGUGGGUUGUGGCGGGAAGGAAGGAUGGGUUGCCAUCUCAGGGAGAAAAGGGCGGGAAGGGUGGGUUGUGGCGGGAAAAGGUGUGUUUCCAUCUCAGAGGGAGAAAAAAGGUAUGCAGGACGGAAGGAUAGUGGCGGCGGAAGGGUACCGAUAAGUAGGGGUGGAUGUGGGUGGGUUGGGUGGGAAAGAGAAGAACAGAACGAACUACAGAGAGAAGGGUAGGAGAGAAAAAGGUGUACAUCCUAAUGAGAAGAGGAGGGGGGAGCGGGAACUUGCAUCUUGGGGAUGGAGAAGGGAGGGAGGAUGUGUCCAAGGGAGGGAGGAUGUGUCCACCUCCGAGAGGAGAGUGGGACACGUCAAGGAAGAGGACGGAGAAUAUUCAUGUCGGUCUUGUUGCCAUGCGCGUCUGCAUGAAGGCGGGGUGUGCAAAUUUAUCAGUCGGUAUGCGAAGGGAUUGUGUAGGGCUGGGUGCUGAUGUCAGUGAGUUUUUGAUAUUGUUCAGUGGAUUUUUUUGACGCUGCGCAGUGAAUUUUAAAUGUUGUUCAGUGAAUUUCUAAUCCUAUGCAAAAUAGUAAAAAAGUAUGCAGUUCUAUAUGGAGACCUCUCUAUACAUGAUGAUGGUUUCGUCUUUAUUUUUUUGGUUUGGUUUCGGCCUUCUUUUUUUUUUUUUUUUUUUUUUUUAGGGUUUCGUCCUUCUUUCGACUGAAGUCGAGUCUCAAAUUGAUUAGUCAGUUGUUGGUGUGGCGAGGUUGAUGAAAUAGUUUGCUUGACCUGGUCGGUCUGAAGAUUGAGAAAUUUUCGAUCUACCUGAAUUACUUAACAUCGGACUGGUAAAACCCCAUAGUACGUCCGAUUUGGGUUUAGAAAGUUAUCCCCUCUUGAGCGAACUUUUGUGUUUUUGUAUUUUCUUCAUUUUGUGUUUACUAGGGUUCUUAAGGGCAUUGGUGUUUUUUCGGCUUUGGUGUUGUCGAGUGGGUGUGUUUAGGCGGGGUUGAAGAUGGGAAAAGUGAUCUGGUGCUAAAUUCU
This is a messenger RNA of Chara braunii, 1995 nucleotides long. Lineage: Eukaryota; Viridiplantae; Streptophyta; Charophyceae; Charales; Characeae. The record is from the annotation of a GenBank genome assembly.